UCUCUUCCGUCUCUGUAUGGAUUUCCCUCGGGAAUCUGUCUCGUGGGAGGGGCAGAACCUGGUGGAAUUCGAUUACUGAGAGAGAAUUAGAGAACACAAAGGGCAGAAGUCAUUCUUAAUUUUGGAUGUAGUUCCAUUCCAAUUGUUGUGGAAAUCGUCACAUUUUCUUGGCUCAGAUGGAGGAGACAUUCUUCGAUAUUGUGGAGUUUCUCAAGAAGCCCUCAAUUGCCGAAACAUUCGUCGACAUUUUGCUUUGUGCAGUUCCGAUCUGGCUCGCUGUUAUGAUCGGCCUCGUCAUCGGCUGGUCCUGGCGCCCUCGCUGGACUGGAUUGGUUUUUCUGGGCUUUCGGAGCAAGUUUAGAUUAAUGUGGACUGCUCCUCCCGGAUUUGGAGCUCGGCGGCUUUGGUUGGCCUUCACGGCUCUAUCUGUCUUCUCAGUCUGCCGUACUCUUUGGUCUGAUUUUAAGGGGAAGAGGAAAGUACCGCCGGUGCAGUCGGUCCCGGUUUCUACGGCGGCAUCCACGUUGAAGCACUCGGCAGAAGGGAGCGGCGAUGCAAUUGUAAAUAAAGAGGGAAAAGAGCAGGAUAUUGUUACAGAGAAUGAUUUGGAUCACCUAUUGCAACUUCUUGAAGGAAGGAAUGGAGAGGCAGAGUGGCAAACUAUGAUGCAAAGGUCGACCCCAAACUUCGCAUAUGAAGCUUGGCGCCUUGAGCCUGAGAACCGACCAACUGUUUAUCGUAGUAGAACUGUCUUUGAGGAUGCAACCCCGGAGAUGGUUAGAGACUUUUUCUGGGACGAUGAAUUUCGUACUAAAUGGGAUCCCAUGCUUGCAUAUUUCAAGAUAUUGGAUGAAUGCCCUCAUACAGGGACCAUGAUUGUUCACUGGAUUAAGAAGUUCCCCUUUUUCUGCAGCGAUAGAGAAUACGUUAUGGGUCGAAGAAUAUGGGAGACUGCAAAGACUUACUAUUGUGUUACAAAGGACGUACAACAUCCAAGCUUACCCCGACUUGACAAACCCAGGCGUGUGGAUCCUUAUUUUUCAAGUUGGAUCAUCAGGGCAGUGGAAUCUCGUAAAGGAGAUGGAUUACGGUCUGCUUGUGAGGUUAUCCUAGUGCAUUAUGAAGAUAUGGGAAUCCCCAAGGAUGUGGCUAAGUUGGGAGUCCGUCAUGGAAUGUGGGGAACUGUCAAGAAGUUGCACUCUGGUUUCAGAGCAUACCAGAACGCUAGGAAAUCAGAUAUUUCUGUUUCUAGAAGUGCACUGAUGGCUAGGAUCACCACAAAGACUUCUUUGGACAGAAACACGGAUUCCUCGGAGCCAGAAUCUGAUGAAGUACGAACUCAAGUGAUGAGGAAAAAGCAUCAAAAUGAUUCUGGCAUAGAUUGGAAGUGGAUAAUCAUUGGUGGGACAGUGGCUGUAGUCUGUGGAUUUCGAACUGGUGCAAUUGGGAAGGCCUUGUUACUUGGGGCAGGACAGAGAAUAGCUCGAAGGUGAGAAUUAUCUAAAUUAGGCGCAGGCGCUGUAUUACUACACAUUUUGAAGCUCGAGAAGUUUCUUAUAUUAGGCCGACACAUCCACCAUUAUUGAAAUGAACACAAGACCAUUUUUUCUGAGAGUGGCCCUGAUAGAGUGAUUCUGUCCCAUGUUCAACUGCCAUAUAUCUGACCUCCUAGCUUUGUGUCUCUUUUGCUUAAAUGACUUAUUAUGUGCAUUUAUAAUGGAACUCGGUUGAGACUUGAAUCAAUCUUUACAGUUAAUCAGUAGGGGUGAGAACAACAUUGGACCAAAAACCGACUCGUCCAACCAAUGACCGAGACCCACCUGAUUUAGGAUUGUGGAUUUGUAAACUAAUGGGAGGAUUUCGUUGAUGUGUUAAUAUUAUACAGAAUAAAGUUUGUUGAACACCCCGUUCAUUUGUUCA
Molecule: messenger RNA, 1920 nt
Organism: Cucurbita maxima (winter squash)
Lineage: Eukaryota; Viridiplantae; Streptophyta; Magnoliopsida; Cucurbitales; Cucurbitaceae
Exons: 6
Coding region: 177-1493 (438 amino acids)
Molecular function (GO): lipid binding
Source: RefSeq, a predicted model, not a curated record